This is a messenger RNA of Lytechinus pictus (painted urchin), 4508 nucleotides long. Its product is annotated as mu-type opioid receptor-like. Gene Ontology annotation, molecular function: G protein-coupled receptor activity. The transcript is spliced from 3 exons. Lineage: Eukaryota; Metazoa; Echinodermata; Echinoidea; Temnopleuroida; Toxopneustidae. The record is from RefSeq and is a predicted model, not a curated record. Gene Ontology annotation, biological process: G protein-coupled receptor signaling pathway. Gene Ontology annotation, cellular component: plasma membrane. The coding region runs from base 367 to 1365 and encodes 332 amino acids.
CCAACGUUCGUACGGCUGGACCCCUUAUUCACAGUUAUAAAGUGGGUGUGUACAACUCGGGUUAGGGUGAAGUCGGCUCAGCAACUGAGAGAGUGGUAGCGAACAAGGGGUUAUUGUGAACGCCUCAGUCUUUCAAUAUAAAGGAUACUUUGAAUAUAAAUCAAUAUGUAAAUGUCUUGUCACUCGUCAGCAAGCUUGAAUGGCGUGAAUCCAUAAACCAACCAAAGGAUAGAAUACCUAAAAUAAUCUGAUGUAGUACAAAGCUUUACACUGACAGGGCAAUACAGUAGACUAGACGUCGAUCCGCGGAUAAAAUUGCAAAAGCAAAAAUCUUCCACGGUUAAUUUUAUACUUCAGGAUUCAAGGAUGGGGGACCUAGAGAGGGCUUACGCCUACCACUCGUUUAUACUGAUCUUCUGCUUCAUUGGUGCAGCCUUGAACUUCGCCUCGAUGUUCGCCAUGCUGUGUAUCACAAAAUUAAGAAAAGGGCGUCAUGUCUUCAUUUUCAACCUGGCUCUUGCCGAUUGUGUUUCGGCCAUCGCGAUGUUCACCGCCAACAUUGUCGACUUUCCAGAGGUUGAAUAUGAAGUAGAAAACCUCUCCGCUUGGAUGGUAUGUCUGUUCACUUUUACUUUGGUCAUAUCAUUACUGAGUACACUCGCCAUUGCCGUCGAACGCCUCAUGAUCUUUCGCGGUAAAAACUACUCUCGUCGAACCUACACGCCCAGACUCUCCAUUGCUAUCUGCGUCAUCGGCUGGGUUGUACUCGCAUUGGUAUUUUUUCUCCUUCAAGCAUUCCACGAGAUCGGGUCACUCACCCUCCUUUAUUGUGUAUCUCCUUGUGUCAUCUUGGGUUGCAUAAUCUUCACAGAUGUAUCCUACUUCCUCAUUUACAAGAAAAUCGGCAAGAUCUCGGACAACGGCAACCCCGAAGACGUAACCCUAGCACGCCGUGCGAAUCGCAACAAGUACGUCAUCGUGACCUUCGCUCUGGUUGUCGCAAGCACAACAGCUUGUUGGGUCAUCAUGUGCAGCGUGCUGUUGGUGGAGUACAUCGCAUUCUUCCAUGGCGCCGUCGAUCCGGACACUGUGGAUUCUGUUUGGUUCAGUGUCAUAGCCGAUUUAGGCAAUGUGUUGGUGUGUAUCAAUAUAAUUCUCAACCCAACCAUUAUCUGGUUGCGUUUACCUGUGUUCAGAAGAGAGCUUCCCGCUUGCUGUAAUAAUCUGGGGUGUCGAAAUACGGGUGAGUCCCAGGACUCAGACCUCGUAUCAUCAGAAUCCCCUACCGCGGGGCAGCCCGCUAUUUCGUUCAUUAACACUGCCAUGUCGGAAUCGGCUCGUGAUAUUAAUCUUAAGAAGUUCUGAUUGCGUAAAUUAAAUGAGCUGAUUGUCAGAACACAAUUUUAUUUUUUAAUUUUUUUGCAGAAGUUUCUGAAUUUUAUUCAUAAAACAAUAACAAAUGAACAAACUUGAUACAAUAACAAUGACAUAAAUUAGUAAAUUUUUGCGUGACAAUCGAAAAAGAUAAAUAAUGUACUAUAAGACUAAAACUACAUAAAUGAAGCGUGUAAAAUAGUAAGUUGGGUAAAAAUGCAGGGGCCAGCUAUAAUAAGCAGGUAACUGCUUGAAACAAUAGCAGCCAUGAGGAAGGGCUACAUGGGAACCGUAAUAGGUUAUAAAUAAAUUUCGAUAAAAUGAUGUCACGAAAUAAAAAGUCUUAAAGUUUAGAUAUUUAGUGGGGAGAGAUAAGAUAAAGUAAAGAAAAGUGCGAGUGAGUGCUAGUGGGUGAGUGCAUGGGAUACAUUUAAGGAUAUUUAGAAAUAAAAAACGUUUUCAAUAAAGCUUUAAAAGAAAUAAGAGACGCGGACUGUUUAAUGUUAUGUGGCAAGGCAUUCCAAAUAUUUGACCAUGGUGGCGUAUUGUCUUAUGAGUGAGCAAUAUUCUGGCAAUGUAAUGUGAAAGUGUACAGAUGCAAAGUUCUUUUUUUAAAGACGAAAUAUCGUUACUAUUCUCGACUUACUACUAUACCCCCAAACAAUGUUGCAGUAAGAUAAUUGGGAUAAGAUGAAUGAAUUGCAAAGCAUAAAUUAAUUUUCUAAAUGCAUUCACAAUGUCAUUCACAUACAUAAAAAAUAACAAGGGACCUAAAAUAGAUCCUUGUGGUACUCCACAUUUCAACUUGCAAAUAUCAGAUGAUUUAGAUUUAAAACAAACAUAAUGGUGCCGAUUGCGUAAUCUUUAAACCAAGCGAGAACCACCCCCCCUAACUCAAUAUUUUAUUAAUUUACAAAGUAAAAUGUGAUGAUCCAUUGUAUCGAAUGCUUUCGAUAAAUCCAUAAUUUUUUCAUGAUAGAAAUGUGAUCAUUUGUAACAGUGAUCAGGUUGUUUAAACCAUGGACCUACUAGUAGGUCCAUGUUUAAACUGACCCAGAAACAGGGUCCAGGCAGCGAAUUAUUAAGUUGAUGGGGACGACCUGGAGUUCGCCUCAUUUUCAUUUUAUAUAGGGCCUAAUGUAAACAGUUUCUUUCAAAGGCCAUAAUUAUAUCCAAAUGAACUGGUGUUAAAAUUCAGCCAAGGUUUCUUCAUUUUCUCCAUUGUUUUUCAAUGUUUCUUUAGCCCCAAAUUCUUAUCGUUAUUAUAUUAAAGUGCUUUUACAAGAGGUACCAAAAUGUUAGGCAUCUUACAAGCAAACAUGGAUAUAAGCCCUUUUGCAAGAACAUGCUCAGUAAACUCAUUAUAAAAUCUUCAUUGUUGUAAAAGUGUAACGAAUGACAAGUCCUAAUAUCCCGCACCAUGCAAGAACGGGGAUAUUUCUUGCCGCACAUAGCAACAUCUAGGCCAACCAGAUUUAUAUUAAAGCAUCGACACUGCGGUUGUACUUUCGUAUUGUAUUGGAUAUUCUCUGCACCAUUUUAAAUCUUCUUUUGGGGGCAAAGAUCUAAGUUUAAGAAAACUUUCAUGAUAAAAAUGUGAUCAUUGGUAACGUGAUCAUUAUGGUUAGUAUGUACUUACUUGUAUCCUCACACGAACAGUGUGUUUCUCUUCAUUGUGGGAACACAUUCCAUCAAGUGUAUAAAAUACAUUUGCCGAAAAAAAAGGUUUUAGAACCGGAACGACUGAUUGUGUUAACGUUCAAUCAGUGUGUGUGUGUGGGUGUGUUUGUAAAGAACUCUAAAUACAUAUUCUAUGUGCUUACAGAAACUUCAUCUGAUUUACUAUCUUUUCAUUCCUGUCUGGUAAGCUAAGAGUUAAAUCCGUUGAAAUUUCCCUUUUCAUUAAGUUGGAGCCUCGCCUAAAAACGAUUUUAGCAUUGUGUAUGUUAACAACGCAUGAAAGCCCUUCGCUCUUUCGACACAAUAGGACUGUAUUAACAUGGGGGGUGUACGAAGACGCUAGAUUUUAAUUAUUGUUGUCGAUUUUUACUUUUGCUCUUACGUUGAUAUAGAAAUUGGUAUGGUUAAACUCGGAGUUUUCCUACCGAAUGACAAAGGAUGUCGUAGUGGUAAUGGUUGUGAAUCAAUACUGCUUCGCCAUGUCGACUGCACAAGAAUGUCCGUUCAUGGAGACACGAAUUAUAUCCGACAAAGACAACUUCUAAAAAAAUGAGCUAUUGUUGGUUAUCCAUGGUGUCUUGAUCUUUACUGCUCAUGAUCAAAUCCCAUCUCGGGCCUGGUGGCCUCAAGUACUAAACUAGAGCUUGCCCUUAAAUUGUUGGUGAGCGGAGCAGCAAGCAAGAGGCCACCAGGCCUCACCUGGCGCAGCUGAAAAUACAAAUAGGUGAUUCAGUUGAAUGUCCACAAUCUUAUAUAUUUGUUGUUACUUAACAUGCUUAAGAUUUAUAUUCUAUCUCUGACAAUAAUAUUGUAAGCGCUGCCACACGUUUGUGUAUAGCGCAUAUAUAAAUAACCAUUAUUAUUAUUAUUAUUAUUAUCAUUAUCAUUAAUAUUAGUAGUAUAGUAGUAGUAGUAGUAUUAAAUCAACUUUUAACCUUACUAUGUCGUCUCAGUAAAUUUGUCCAUUGUAUUUGUGAUUACGAUAUGACGUAGUAUCGACAAUCCUUUGUUUUGCUUGUUCUGUUUUGUUUUUUGCUAUGAGACGCACUGUAUAUUCUGAGAAGGUUGGCAUAUAACUAUGUUCGUUCUGGCCGUGUAAUCAUAUAAACUCCUCAAAAAAAGUUUGGAAAUCUGACUUUGAUCGAUAAUCACUCCUCAGUUCUAGUGAAUAUUAAUGUGUGAUUGAUACCAAUAAAUAUAUCAUUAAUUAUCUUUAAAAUAAUACCCUACAUGAUAUAAUCAUGGUUCACAUGGAGGUGCAGUGCCCCUAAAUAUGGGUCAAGGUCAAAAUUCAAAAGUUGCAAGAUGAAGCAAUAUUGAAAGUCACUGUUCUUUAUUUUGCGUGGUGAUGAAUGAGUUUCUCAGUGGUUUCUCCUGUUUUCAUGCACCUUAACCAUGUUAACAUCAACCAUACACACCUCUGCACAAACAAACACAUAAGAAACAAACAAACA